Exophiala aquamarina CBS 119918 is the source of this 963-nucleotide messenger RNA. RefSeq lists its product as uncharacterized. The record is from RefSeq and is a predicted model, not a curated record. NCBI's taxonomy places the organism in Eukaryota, Fungi, Ascomycota, Eurotiomycetes, Chaetothyriales, Herpotrichiellaceae. The coding region runs from base 1 to 963 and encodes 320 amino acids. The transcript is spliced from 2 exons.
AUGUAUUUGUUAGCAUCCUCGACGAUUUUGUCUCUUUGGUUCGCACAUGAAGCCCACCGCAAUAUCCACAAACGUCAAACGAUAGUGAGUGCUCAAAAUCUCCCAGCUCUUCCUUUUGUUCAGUCAGAUCUUCCAUCUGUCGAGACAGGCUGCGCGCCAGGUGAUGUCGUGUCGCCUCAUUGGCAGGCAAACUCCAUCGACAAAUACAUGUCUGGAUACCCUAACUUUGGCGAAGCUCCUUUUCGAUAUCAUCGGAACCCUCGACUCUCAUUGGGACUGCUUGCGGCAGCUUUCAUGAGACCCAUUUCGGCUUCAUCUGCCAGGCCUGGGUUAAUAUGUACAACAACCUACAGUUCUAAGAGAAACCCUCUCCACAUCCCGGCUUGGGUACAUGACGGCCUGUCCGAUCAGAAUCUUGAUAUCUUUCUUAACUCCCACCCACCCGGCGCGGUCGCCGAGAUGCUCAAAAGCGGUAUUCAUCUGGGUCUGUUCCCAACACAGGCAGAGUACCAAUCCGCCAUGGAGCGAAGCCUCAAGGUCUUCCUGGACGCCCAGCUCUGGUCAAAAAUCGAUAUGCAACUCAUGAUCACAAAUCCAGAUGAUAGGGGUCUUUGCAUCGCAGAAGCCGCUCGCCUGAUCCGCGGUCAGUGCAUGCAGUUCAAGUAUCCGGAUGGGAGUAACCUAAUCACCCCUGCCACGGGUGAAACCCCUCGGGAUGCAAUCGGUGGUCUCAGCAGUGCGGGCUUGGAUUUUGACAAGGCCGUGAACAAUGUAUUGGAUUGCAAUACCGCAGGAAAGUCGGCGAGUGAUGUCGACUUUGAAGGAUUUUUUGCCUCGGGAGAACAGAGAUCGCAAGAUAUACCGGCAUGUUUGUUUGGGCUUUACGGUCAUAGGUUUGCUGGAAUUCACUUGAAGUCCGUACAUGUUUGCGGCGGGGAUUGGGCAAUGAACGGUACUAGGUAG